AUGGAUUCAAUUUUUCGCCCGUGUAUCGAGUACCAGCGUGGAAGCACAGAACUCGUCAUCUUUUCACGUGAGGUGAAGCAACUUGUCACUGUUGCAUACCCAAAGUCGGGUCGUUUCCGCAUUCGUCCUUAUGGCUUGGCAGAUUACUUGCAGCGUCGAGGGCUUUUCAUAGAAUGUUUCUGCGGCAUGCUCUCAGACACACCUUGUUCCACCAGGAUUGUGGACUCUGCCGUGAAUGGGCAUGUCUUGAUGCAGUGUGCUAAUGAGCAGUGCGGAUUUAGAGCCAACAUCACAGAUAUUUAUCACACAUCUUUUUUUACCUCUAGUUACGAAGAACUGCCAACACUCGUUGCAAACCCCCAACCUAACAUGAAUCCAGUUCAUGAUGCCUUCCGCCAGCUUGCUCCUAAUGAGCAUGACAUUGCGCCCUACUUCCACGGCUAUCUCGGAUCCCAUGUCUCAGUUUGGCCCGACUUUCGACAACUCCGUGGUUUAGUUGGUGCACCCUCAGCAAAUCCACGUCCAUUUAUCCGACUAGUUCAUCGUCGUGCUGGAUCUAUUCAAGGUGCUGCUGCUAGUCAGUUGUCAAUGGCGGCUCGUCGUGGACAACGUGUAUCCACACGUCUCCCGCUCGGACAAGACAGUGGCAUGGUUGUGAUGAACAGGCUCUCGGCCUAUGAAACAGGUCUUCUUGCUGACCUCUCCGGUGAGACAGGUGUAUUUUGUUGCGACGGUACUUCGAAUGCAUAUCCCGCACUGUAG
Molecule: messenger RNA, 762 nt
Organism: Suillus fuscotomentosus
Lineage: Eukaryota; Fungi; Basidiomycota; Agaricomycetes; Boletales; Suillaceae
Exons: 6
Coding region: 1-762 (253 amino acids)
Source: RefSeq, a predicted model, not a curated record